Molecule: messenger RNA, 1614 nt
Organism: Paraglomus occultum
Lineage: Eukaryota; Fungi; Glomeromycota; Glomeromycetes; Paraglomerales; Paraglomeraceae
Source: the annotation of a GenBank genome assembly
AUGAGCACCAACGAUACUAAUUUAGUAUUAGACGCGGAUACGGGAGAGAUGGUUUCUAAGAACGAACUGAAGAGACGUAAUAAGGCGAGAGAAAAAGCAAAGAAGGCAGCGAGCGCACCUGCACACACUGAAACUGGGAAGACUGCUAACGCGGAAGAUGCUGAAGAAAAUCUCAACCCUAAUCAAUAUUUCGAAAUUCGUUCCAGAAAGAUUCAAGAGUUACGAGCAAGCAAGAAUCCUGCUCCAUAUCCACACAAGUUUCAAGUCGAUAUCUCAUUACCAAGCUUCAUUCAGAAGUACGGCAGUCUAGAGCCGGGUGAACAUUUGUCUGAUGUGGUACGAGUCGCUGGAAGAAUACAUAACAAGAGAGCAAGUGGCGCGAAAUUGAAGUUUUAUGAUCUGCAUGCAGAUGGCGUGAAGAUUCAGAUUAUGGCACAAGCGCAAGAUUCCGAGCGUGAUUUUGCUGAAGUUCAUGAUAUCUUGCGGCGAGGCGAUAUCGUAGGCGUCCGGGGAUGCCCUGGAAAGUCUAAGCGUGGCGAGCUGUCAAUCUUUCCGAAGGAUUUAGUUUUACUCUCUCCCUGUCUUCAUAUGUUGCCCAAAGCACAUUAUGGAUUUAAGGAUCAAGAGUCGCGUUAUCGACAGCGUUAUUUAGACUUGAUUAUGAACAAUCCUGUUCGCGAAAAGUUUAUCAUCAGGGCCAAGAUAGUUGAGACUCCAAUGAUGAACUUGAUUGCAGGUGGAGCGACCGCCCGGCCUUUUAAGACUCAUCACAAUGAUUUAAAGUUAGAUAUGUAUAUGCGCGUAGCGCCUGAGCUGUAUCUCAAACAACUCGUAGUUGGUGGCUUAGACAGGGUUUACGAAAUAGGAAGACAAUUUCGUAAUGAGUCAAUUGACUUAACCCAUAAUCCUGAGUUUACCACAGUUGAAUUCUAUAUGGCGUACGCAGACAUGUACGACUUGAUGGAGAUUACCGAAUCUAUGCUUUCGGGUAUGAUUAAGGAGAUAACUGGUGGAUAUAAAAUCCAGUAUCAUCCUCAUGGCCCAGAUGGUGAAGCAUUAGACAUUGACUUCACUCCUCCAUUUAAGAGGAUUAACAUGAUUGAAGAACUAGAGAAGAAAUUGGGAGUUCAAUUCCCUCCAGCUAAGGAUUUGCAUACAGCGGAGACUAAUAAAUUCCUUAAUGAAUUAUGUGCGAAACAUAACGUUGAGUGUCCGGCGCCUCGAACGAAUGCAAGACUAAUCGACAAACUAGUAGGCGAUUUUAUUGAAGUGAAUUGUAUAUCUCCGACAUUUUUAGUUGGCCAUCCACAAAUGAUGUCCCCAUUAGCGAAGAAUCACCGAGAUAUUCCAGGAUUAUGUGAACGUUUCGAGUUAUUUGUAGCAACCAAGGAAGUGUGUAACGCUUAUACAGAAUUGAAUGAUCCUUUCGAUCAAAGGGAUCGAUUCGAAGAACAAGCAAGACAAAAAGAACAGGGUGAUGAUGAAGCACAGUUGAUUGAUGAGACCGGUGGAUGGGGUAUGGGUAUAGAUCGAUUAACAAUGUUCUUAACUGAUAGCAAUAAUAUUAAAGAGGUUCUCCUGUUUCCCGCCAUGAAGCCUAUCGAAGAAGCCAAA